CCGGCAGCGUCGAUAUUCGCUGCCUCUGGUGUCUGCGAGAGUGCGAUAGUCAGUCUGCCUGUCAUUCGGCCGCGGCGAGAGUGUCUUCUCUUCAAUAUAAUGGAAACGAACGGGACCGUGCAUUACGCUCUGGUGGCCCUUUGGGAAAAGACCGGUUGCAGGAUCGUCGCGGAUUAUCCCGCGGAUCAGGACCCGAUCUAUCGUGCUCUCACCCUCAGCACCGUCGAUGGUCUGAAGACGGUCGAGGAUGAGAAAAUCAGCGUCGAUCGGGGCAAAUAUACGGUGCAUGUGUUGAUCGGGGAACUUCAUUAUGCCUGUCUGACAUCGAAAUCGAAUUGCCCUACGUCAGCAAUACAAAUAGAAUCCUGCUCUCAAAUAUUUCUUCAGAAGCUGCGUGACGUUUAUAGAGAAUUACCGAUAUUGGCGGACUUAUCGAAAGACCUGACCAAUCUCGCAGUGGCUGAUUUCUCGAAACCUUUAAGGAAGAUAAUUGAGGAGUAUAAUUGUCAAGAUAUUAAUUCUAAGAGUCUGAUAUCGCGGUUAGAGGAAGAUUUGGCCGAGAUACGUGGCCUAUUGAUGGAUGGAGUUCAAAAAUUGAUCGAUAGGGGCGAGAAAUUGGACGAACUUCUCCGAAAGACGCAGAGCCUCGAAAUUUCGACACGCGACUUUCACGUAGUAACAAGGAUUCCGGAGAAGAAGAAAAAAAACGUUUUCGUAGCGGCCGGUGGGGUACUGUUGAUGUUAGUAUCGACUUCUCUGUUAAUAAUUCUGAUAUAUUCAGGAAUAUUGUGAUCACUUCUUAUAUAAAAACAUUGGAAACAAAUAUCAAGACUUCUCUUACAUAAAAUGUUUCAAAAUGAACGAUUAAAAUAUUUAUUAAAAAAGUGUAAUAAUGUUAAAUGUGCCCUUUGAAAGUCUAUAUUAACUUUUUUCUCUUAAUAGAAUUAUCAGCCAGAUAAACAGAAUUAUUUCUGCCUAUUUGAGAAUAGCGUCAAUAUUGCGAGCGGCCUACGUUUCUUGAUUUAAUUUCUACAUUGCAUAUUUUCUAUAUUAUUUAUUUGUAAGUAUGACUGUGAAAAUGACUCUCUAUAGUAUUUUCUUUAAA
Messenger RNA from Camponotus floridanus (Florida carpenter ant), 1105 nucleotides. Its product is annotated as putative vesicle-associated membrane protein 726. Lineage: Eukaryota; Metazoa; Arthropoda; Insecta; Hymenoptera; Formicidae. The record is from RefSeq and is a predicted model, not a curated record. Bases 100 to 792 code for a protein of 230 amino acids. The transcript is spliced from 4 exons.